AUGAUUGAUACCCCUGGCCCACAGAACAUGCAGAGUCAGGGUGACAGAAACAUGGCGCUACUCACGAAACAGAGACUCAAAAGCGGCGGCAGCGACUCGGACGAUUCGAAAUCAGACUACAGCAUGCCGCCCUCACCCGUGGCCCGUCUCCCCUCCCCGGAGCACGACGAUGGCCUGAAGUGCACAUCCUUUUCUGUGUUGGACAUUCUUGACCCCAAGAAAUUCAAAGGGAGAAAAACACCAAGCCCGCGGCAUGACGAGACUAGCAGCCACGGCAGCCAUCUUGGAGGCUACGAUGACAGAUUGAGAGAUUUUCACGCUAGAAUGAUUCCGGAGAGGAGCAGGUCACCGCUGAGUAUCUCAGAAGAGGAUAUUGAAGUAGGCAUCACCACGGGCAUGAGGGAAUCCGUCACAGCAGACGAACAUAUCGACGCAACAACCGACAACGAAAAGGGAGCAAAGUCAAGAAGAGCACGGACAGCAUUUACGUAUGAACAAUUGGUCGCUUUGGAGAACAAAUUCAAAACGACGCGAUACCUCUCAGUUUGUGAACGACUCAAUUUAGCAUUAUCGCUGAGUUUAACGGAAACACAGGUCAAAAUCUGGUUUCAGAAUCGCAGAACGAAAUGGAAGAAGCAGAACCCAGGCUUGGACAUUAACACGCCGCAGAUUCCAACUUCGAACUCUCACAGAUCCAGUUAUCCUUCCCCUGCGGACUUUAUGUACGGACACACGAUGUCGCCGUACCUCUCGGCGACGAGUUCACCUAUCAGCGCGGCAAACUUCUUCGGACAGUCUCAGGCACUGCCGGCGCAUUUCAAGUUGCAUUCCUUCUUGCACUGA
Molecule: messenger RNA, 843 nt
Organism: Lineus longissimus
Lineage: Eukaryota; Metazoa; Nemertea; Pilidiophora; Heteronemertea; Lineidae
Product: homeobox protein slou-like
Exons: 2
Coding region: 1-843 (280 amino acids)
Biological process (GO): regulation of transcription by RNA polymerase II; cell differentiation
Cellular component (GO): nucleus
Molecular function (GO): RNA polymerase II cis-regulatory region sequence-specific DNA binding; DNA-binding transcription factor activity, RNA polymerase II-specific
Source: RefSeq, a predicted model, not a curated record